AUGUCCAUAUCCCCACACUCCCCGUCCCCUGCAAAUCCAAUCGAGUUCUAUGAUCCUCCUCACGAACAUAAUGGACUUCCUCGUUUGUCGGACGCGAUGCAUUCAGUUGCAUCGCCCUCGGCUAAAUUGACGCGAACUGUCGCGAUAAUCAAGACAAAUGCUUUGGAGCAGCGCCUAGACAUUGAACACCGUCUUCUGGAGGCAAAUUUCGAGAUAGUGAAAGAACGCCAAAUGGAGUUUGAUACGGAGACGGACCCCGAUACAUUCUUCGAGCUCUUCGGUGAUGAUGCUCGGUUCCUAGAUGAUCCUGAGCCAUCCUUAUUGUGUCCUGUUACUGACUCCUGCGUAGUGGUCCAGUCUGGGUCUAUAGUCCUUGAGCGCAGACGCGCUGUCCAAGUUCUCCUCACAUUAAUGCCUUCACUAAACGAUGCAAUAAUAGGCGCAAAGGACGAAGAGCAAGCAGAAAUACAGAUAGCGUCUCUGUUUGCUUCCAGCCCUCCCUUUCCCAUCAGCGAUCUCCCUCCCGUCGACGAUGAGCUGGGUUCACACGAUGACUUCGACCCCGGUUCUGUGCGUGUACUUACCCCAUCCCCUGGGUCUUCAGAUGCACGUGCACCCCAAUUUUCGGCACGCCUGAGCCUUAGUUCCAAUGGAUCACCUAGUGGAAAGCAACCUUUUCGUGCACGACCACUUCCAAAAACGCAUCUGACUCCUGAUAUCUCUCCACGCACAACAAAAGCUGCCCUUCUCCGCCAGGGGCUGGCUGUGGACGGUCCCAAAGUAUCUCCGCUCAAAUCCCGAAUGUCCAUAGCUAGCACAGGCCGCAUCCCGCCUCGCAGGGAGAAAGAGAAUGAGGCGGAGAAAGAGAUAGAGAAAGAGAGGAUUAAGAGGACGUUUGCAGGUGUUCCGGGCCACAAGCGCUCGGAAACGCUCACUGGCCUCGCACAACCUGCCCUACCUCCUGGGCGGAGACGUGCAUCAAUUUCUGGCUCAAUCACAAAUGGAAAAGUAGUCGGUGCCAAUGCGCAUGCUGUCUCUCAGCAGAAAUCUGGUUUACCCAGCGAUGUCGAAGGAGAAGGAGAAGGAGAAGAUACAGAGACUGAGCAAGGGCGAGGACGGAAAAAUAUUUUUGAAGGUGUCCCUGGACACAAACGUCGCCAAUCGAUAUCUGUCGCAAGCACGACUGAAGCCCCGUCUAUAGUUCCUAGAACGAACAAGAGUGCAGCACUCAGGAAGCAGGGCGGUCCUCCCCCUAGCAGCUUCAUGUUCCGUACUCCGUCCGCUCCUAAGGUGCCUGGUGGGGCUGGCACUCAGUCGAGAAGCAGCUCUUCUCUCAGCGCCUAUCAUGACACCGCCGGAACAGCCUCUGCUACUCGGGGCCGUUCAAGUUCCACAGUCCCAUCUCGGGCGUCUUCUCGUGCCUCUCACGUCACAUCGAGGGCAAAUUCGAACAAUACAAGUAGCUACUCCUCUCAAGCCUCUGAGAGUUCUGCAGUGAGCACUGCGAGCACGGCCUCGAAUGCUAGCGUGGAUGAACCUGACAGGGCCUCGUCCCAACGAAAUGUCCGUCGUCUGAGCAGCCUCCAGGCUCCGACUAUCGCUCCCCGCGCCAACAAGAGCGCCAUGCUCAGGGCUCAAAAGCUGGCGGCAGAGAUGGCCAAACCCAAGAGCCCUUGGGCCAAUGCCUCUAAGCGGUAG
Suillus paluster is the source of this 1698-nucleotide messenger RNA. RefSeq lists its product as uncharacterized. Bases 1 to 1698 code for a protein of 565 amino acids. The transcript is spliced from 6 exons. Lineage: Eukaryota; Fungi; Basidiomycota; Agaricomycetes; Boletales; Suillaceae. The record is from RefSeq and is a predicted model, not a curated record.